UCUGCAAAAUUUACCAAUAGCUGAGAAAUAGGCUGAAAUUUGUGUUGAUAGAUGAGAAAUCUCCAAGAAUUUAACUGAUAACUGGGAUUCCAGUAUCUAGACCUUCGAGGAGCUUCGUGUUUCUCGUUGCCGUUGUGAUGCCCUGAUAUGUCUCUUGUUGCACUUUGAUAGAGCCUCUGGGCUACGAUGUGAUCUUUCCAAGCAAAGAUAACUUCAGCUAUCUGGAUCAGAACUUACCGCCAUCAAUCGACUUACGAGAGUUCACUCUAUGCUUCUGGAUGAAGACCGCUGACCACGAACAUGGCACUAUAUUCAGUUACGCUCUGCCCCAAACCUUAAACCAACUCCUCAUUAAAAAGGAUUCUUUUUUCGUCAAUGAUUGUUAUGAAAACACCUCGCUUGGAGUUUAUUAUGAUGGACUAUGGCACCCCGUUUGCAUUGUUUGGGGGAACAAGAAUGGAGUUUGGAAGUUGUUCGCUGAUGAUGUGAUCAUUGAUUCUGGAAUUAAUUUCCAGACAGGCCACGUGAUCAAGGGGGGAGGAGUGGUAAUCAUUGGCCAACAUCAAGACUUAUUCUCAGAAGGAGACCAGAGUGGAUUUCAAUAUUCACAAGGUUUUGUGGGAAGGAUCAGUGGAAUGAAUUUAUGGGACUUCAUUGUGCCUCAGAAAAAGAUACUGCGCAUGUCCCAAACGUGUGGCGUGGAAAUUGGUAAUGUUCUCCAGUGGCUGGAUUUUGAGACCAAGUAUCAUGGUGACGUCAUACUGGAGAAUCCUUCCUCGUGCCAGAUCCCCAGUGCAAAACAAGGAACUAAAAAAACUAAAUCCAACCAUUAGUAUCAGAUCAUAGAUGUUAUCCAAAUUGAUUUUUAACAUCUUAACUCCACGCUAGAAUAAUUAUCCAUUUUAAUUGUGGUUCUGUGCUUGUUUAUUACCAGCCUGCUUCUCAAUUGCAUUGUUAUUUUUAAAAUAAGAUUUUGAUGGUACGCUAACCAAAUCUUGUUUCAAUUAAAUAGUAACAGUGGAUUGAAGAGAACUCUUAUUUUUUUGGAGUUGAGGUAGUUAUCCAUGCCUUGUUAUAUUUGUUUGUUAAAAUAUUGGACCAUAUGUUCAUCUACUUGUCCGUAGACAUGUCCACUUACCAAUUUGUCUACUUCUCUCCGUGUUUGCCUUUUAAAAAUGUUUAAUUGUAAAUAUUUUUUGUUUCUUUCUUUAAUAUAUAACUGAGAAAAUUACUUCACUGUGAUUGGCUGAGAGCAGGUCAACUGAUCGUGUUAAUCAGUUAAUUUGCACUGCAGUGCAAAUUAGCGCGCACCAUGCACGCGAUCGCAAUUUUCUUCGUCGGCAGCCGUUCGUCUCGGGAGACGAUGGUGUAGCGCUAUGUCGAUGCGGAGCAUCGUCUCGAGUGGCUAUAGAGUCCCACUCUGGAGUGGCAGUCUCUGUUGCAAAUAACGCAGACGAAGGAGGAUGGUGCUGCAAUUGAGGCUGGCCUGGUCUUCCUUCUGGUUCUCAAUUUUCUUAGUCAUAUAAUAAAUGAGAAAUUGGAUAAUGGCUCUAACAAUUAAGGAUUUAGACUACUUGUGAUAUCUGAAAUUCUUUCAAAUUGCACUCGCCUAAGAAAGGCUCGUGCUAUUUUAAGAGAAUUUUCAAAUACUACUCAUGAUGUAUUCUACGAUUAUCUAUACUUAUUUAUUAUGUUAUUUAUUUAAAAAUGGGUGGCGAUGAAACGAUUCAAUGAUGAACAAAUUUAAAAAAUAAUUCCACAAAUGUUAACUUUAAAUUGUCUACAUUCAUUAGCAACUGAAAUCGAAUGCCAAUAUCACAAUAUAAUUUUUAAUUAAACAAUCUUCACAGCUUAACAAAAGAUGACAUUUGACUUAUUUUAAAACAAUUCGAUAACAACAAAAUUUCUUUGAAUUUCUUUACUUCCAAGGAGCUGGAAAUGGUCGUCGUCGAAACGGCUCCAUUUGAAGAACGGUACACAGAUAAACUCUUCCAAGCGGUCCUGCAAAUAAUUGGAAAUUUUCACUUAGUAUUGAUCUAAAUAAUGAUAAGAAACGUUUACUUAAUUUACUGCAGCUAAACUGUUUCCAUUAUACCCGAGUCUUAUGUCAAUUAAAAAGUUUCACACAGUGCCAGGAGCUCGAGACUGAUGAACCUUCUUUUGUGAAGCAUUGAUGUAAUAUAUCAAACAUGAAAGACUGUGUUCGAUCACAUUUCCAAACACCGAGAAGAGAGU
Messenger RNA from Orbicella faveolata, 2235 nucleotides. Its product is annotated as neuronal pentraxin-2-like. The record is from RefSeq and is a predicted model, not a curated record. NCBI's taxonomy places the organism in Eukaryota, Metazoa, Cnidaria, Anthozoa, Scleractinia, Merulinidae.